Messenger RNA from Ceraceosorus guamensis, 1443 nucleotides. RefSeq lists its product as hypothetical. The transcript has 3 exons. The coding region runs from base 1 to 1443 and encodes 480 amino acids. Gene Ontology annotation, molecular function: peroxidase activity. The record is from RefSeq and is a predicted model, not a curated record. Lineage: Eukaryota; Fungi; Basidiomycota; Exobasidiomycetes; Ceraceosorales; Ceraceosoraceae.
AUGAAGUUCACUCUCCCUUUGCUGACCGUUGCCGGUCUUGGUCUCUCGACCACAGUCUCCGCCCUGCCCUCAUUCGCUGGCAAGUCCUUCGACGAAGUUGCUCGCGGCCUGGACCUCAACUCUGACCGUCCCGAAAUCAAGGCUUUCGUCAAGCGCGCUGAGGAAAUCCGCAACGGUGGACCCAUCUACCCCCGUGCUCAACGUGGUGACCGUGACAUUACCGCCCUCAUCAACCCUGCAACUUUCAAGUUCAACGACGAGGAGCAGAGCAUUGAUCUCACCUCUGACGAGCACAAGUUCAUUGCUCCCGGCCCCAACGACAUCAGAGGUCCUUGCCCUGGUCUCAACCUGCUCGCCAACCACGGUUACCUUGACCGCUCCGGUGUCACCACCCUGACCCAGGGUAUCGAUGCCAUCAACAAGGUCUUUGGUGUCGGACCCGACCUUGCGCUGGCCCUCAACGCCUACGCCGUCAUCUUUAACGGUAACAUCCUCGACGGCACCUGGUCCAUUGGUGGCCCCUACAAGUCCAAGAGCCUCGGCUCUUUGACCAACCUGCUGUUCGGUGACCCCGCCGGCAUCAACGCCCACAACGUUUACGAAGGAGAUGCUUCCAUCGUUCGUCAAGACUUGUACGACCCUGCUAGCGGUGGUAACAACGUCGACCUUCACAUGCCCUUCUACGAGGAGCUGCUCGCCGACGGUGGCAACAACUCUCAAGACGGCGUGGACGUCUUUACCCCUGAGGUCAUGCUCAAGCACAAGUCCGCAAGGUGGCACUACAGUGUUGCGAACAACCCCCGCUUCUUCCAGUCCGCCUUUGGUGGUCUGGUCGUGACCACUGCUGCUGAGCGUUUCGUCACCGAGUUCGCUGCCAACAAUACUGCCGAUGCCGAGGGCUACAACCGUAUCUACCUCGAUGAAAAGAACCUGCACGCCUUCUUCGGUAUCUACAAGGAGAACGGCAAGCUCGUCUACAAGCGCGGUCAAGAGAGACUUAUCCCUGGAUGGAAGCGUCGUCCCCUGGCCUCCAGCUUCUCCCUCGUCGACAUUGCUCUUACGCUCUUGGCUGCUGCACGUACCGACCCUUCGCUGCUCUCCUUCGGUGGUAACACUGGUACCGUCAACUCCUUUGCCGGACUCGACGUCGGCGACCUGUCCGGAGGUGUCUUCAACCUGGCCGGUCUUCUCAAGGACCCCCAGGAACUCCUCUGCUUCCUUUACCAAGCUGGUAUCGAAGAGCUUGUACCUACGCAACUGAACGUCUUAUAUAAAUCCCUUGGCCAGGUGACCAGCUAUCUCAGCGAUAACCUCAAGGCUCCUUGGUCGAAGGCUGCAAACAGCGGUGACAACCCUUGCCGUCCCUUUGACCAGAACAAGAAGAUCAACAUUCUCGACGCCUACAAGAAAUUCCCUGGCGCAAAGGGUGUCCCAGGAGUCUAA